Trichomonas vaginalis G3 is the source of this 420-nucleotide messenger RNA. Its product is annotated as protein ubiquitination. NCBI's taxonomy places the organism in Eukaryota, Parabasalia, Trichomonadida, Trichomonadidae. The coding region runs from base 1 to 420 and encodes 139 amino acids. The transcript has a single exon. The record is from RefSeq and is a predicted model, not a curated record.
AUGAAGAUGCGAAUAUUCGAAGGAGUUAUUGGUUUCUUAGAUCAAUUACAAAAGGAUCAAUCCAGUACAACAAAUAAAAUCGAAAAACUUCAAGCAGAUUUAAAUCGGAUCCAAAAAGAAAAAGAAAACGUUGAGAAAGAAAUGCAAACUCUUCGCUUUCAACUCAAAGAGAAAGAAGGAAACAAUUUACCAAAAGAAUUUCUUUCGAAAAUUUCCGAACUUAAAAAUUCCAAAAAUUUUGAUCAAAUCUACAAAUUCUUUGAAGAAAUUUCAGAAAAAGGAAAUCAAAAAAUGAUGCUUAAAGUAUGUGAAGAAGAACUUUGGAAAAAACAAAAUCCUGAUUAUUGUGGUACAAAUGUUCUUCAUUAUGCAUCUUCAAAAGGAAAUCUGAGGCUUGUUAAACAAUUUCACAUCGUUUGA